AUGGCCUCUGCCUCUGCUUCCUCUGUCGCUUCUCUUCCUGGCCCCAAUACCAGUCACUUUCUCAAGCUCAACUCCUCCAAUUACCUCCUAUGGCUUCGCCAAAUCAAACCAUUUCUCAUCGGCCAUGACCUAUGGAAAUUCAUAGAUGGGUCCAACCCCAAACCCUCUGAAUUUAUCACAUCCACUGCCACAACUCCAUCCACUCCUCCCACCACAACCAGUCACCAAUCCCAAUCCUACCUUUCAAACUUGCUUCAUGACAUGUCCAAAGGUUCUCAAGCAAUUGAUGAAUAUCUCAAUACCGCGAAGUCUCUCACCGAUGCUCUCUCCUCCAUUAGCAAGCCAGUCUUAGACAAAGACCUCAUCACUGUCCUUCUACGCGGCCUCGGUUCGGACUACUCCAUGCUUGUCACCACCAUCUUGAAUCAACCCAUCCUCCCUAGUUUCAUUAAUCUUCGCUCUCGGUUGCUUGUCUUUGAAAACCAAUCAUCCAGGUCCUCGACAGGCAACACCAUCGCCUUCAUCACCACUCACAACACAUCCGCUCAUUUCUCCCGCAAGGCCACACCAACUCUCAGCAAGGCCCUUCUUCUCAGCGUGGUAGCUCUCGUGGUGGUCGUCACGGUGGGUAUCACGGCUUCUCUUGUGAAAGUUCUCAAUGUGGUGGUCCAAAUCGUUGGCAUAACAACGCCUUCCUGGUGCCGCACCCACCUGGAAUCAACCUUGGACCGGUUCCACUUCCACUCGUGA
Prunus armeniaca (apricot) is the source of this 750-nucleotide messenger RNA. The record is from the annotation of a GenBank genome assembly. Lineage: Eukaryota; Viridiplantae; Streptophyta; Magnoliopsida; Rosales; Rosaceae.